Messenger RNA from Oppia nitens, 889 nucleotides. Its product is annotated as progestin and adipoQ receptor-like protein 1. NCBI's taxonomy places the organism in Eukaryota, Metazoa, Arthropoda, Arachnida, Sarcoptiformes, Oppiidae. Gene Ontology annotation, biological process: adiponectin-activated signaling pathway. The record is from RefSeq and is a predicted model, not a curated record. Gene Ontology annotation, cellular component: plasma membrane. The coding region runs from base 32 to 889 and encodes 285 amino acids. Gene Ontology annotation, molecular function: signaling receptor activity. The transcript is spliced from 3 exons.
UUAAAUCACUAGUAAAACACAUUUAAAAAUUAUGCAAUUACUAGAAUAUAAAUUAGUGCCGAAAUGGUUGGCUCACAAUAAAUAUAUAUUAACCGCCUAUCGGCCACCAUAUCCAUCAUUUUGGUAUUGUUUGAAAACUGUUAUCCGAUUGCAUAACGAAACGGGAAAUAUCUUUACACAUAUGAUAGCAUUUUUCAUAUAUUGUAUACUCUUUGUCCAUACUAUGAAAUGUCAUACAUUUAAAAAUUACAAACCAAUGGAUGGUUUUAUAAUUUGUCUAUAUUUUGUGUCCUCAAUAACAUGCUAUGGAUUGUCGACAUUGUUUCAUCUGUUUAAGUGCCACUCCUGCAAAGUUUUCAAAUUUUUUGCAAAAUUAGAUUAUCUCGGUAUUACUUUAUUGAUGGUCUCAUCAAACAUAGUGUGGAUCUAUUAUACCUUUUAUAAUGUAUUACUACCUAAAAUAAUACACAUGUCUUUAAUAUCAAUAGUGGGAAUCAGUGGUAUUAUUGUCACAUUAAGAGAUGGCUUUUCCGAUGGCAAUCUCCAAGUGAUCAGAGGAGUGGUAUUCCUAAUAAAAGGACUUUUUGCCAUCGCCCCAAUUGUACAUUUUUGUAGUCAUUCACAAUUCAAUGAUCCCGUUAUUUCGCAGUCAAUCAUAAAAGCAUUGAUACUAUUGCUGUUAAUGGCUGCCAUAUAUAUAUCGGGUGUCAUACUAUAUAUGACCAGAAUACCUGAGCGAUUUUUACCGGGAAUGUUUGACCUAUGGUUUCAUUCACACCAAUUGUUUCAUAUGUGUAGUAUAGUUGCGGGAAUCUGUUAUUAUCAAAGCGUCUAUCUAUUGAUCAAUGCCAGACUCAAAUCAACUGUAGUCCCGACAAUGCAAAUGUAA